This is a messenger RNA of Branchiostoma floridae (Florida lancelet), 1622 nucleotides long. RefSeq names its product proliferating cell nuclear antigen. The transcript is spliced from 6 exons. Gene Ontology annotation, molecular function: DNA binding; DNA polymerase processivity factor activity. The record is from RefSeq and is a predicted model, not a curated record. NCBI's taxonomy places the organism in Eukaryota, Metazoa, Chordata, Leptocardii, Amphioxiformes, Branchiostomatidae. Gene Ontology annotation, biological process: translesion synthesis; leading strand elongation; regulation of DNA replication. Gene Ontology annotation, cellular component: PCNA complex. The coding region runs from base 200 to 988 and encodes 262 amino acids.
UCCAUUUUCCCGCGCUUUGAGCAUUUUGGCGCGAAUAGUCAUUCCAGCCAUCUUAGGUGGAAAGAAGAAGACCACUACAGGGAUCAGCGUCCAUCUGAGGCGAAAACAUUCCGUCAAACCUUCACUUCGACUUCAAAUCAUCCCUUAACGAUUGUAUUUUUGAAUUCCUUAGUGAGUUUUGUACAGUAAUCUUGUGAAAAUGUUUGAGGCACGUUUGGUUCAGGGCUCUCUGCUGAAGAAGGUUUUGGAGGCGCUGAAGGAUUUGAUCGAGACGGCUAGCUGGGACUGCAGCAGUACGGGGAUGUCCCUGCAGUCCAUGGACAGUUCUCACGUCUCCUUAGUCCAGCUAGAGAUGAGGAAGGACGGCUUCGACACCUACAGAUGUGACAGGAACAUGGCCAUGGGCGUCACCAUCGCUUCGAUGACCAAGCUGUUGAAGUGUGCGGGUAAUGAUGACAUGGUCACCAUCAGGGCGGAGGACAACGCAGACUCCAUGACUCUUAUCUUUGAAUCACCAAACCAGGAGAAGGUGUCUGACUAUGAGAUGAAGCUGGUGGACCUGGACGUUGAACAGCUGGGCAUUCCUGAUCAAGAGUAUAGCUGUGUGGUGAAGAUGCCCAGCGGUGAGUUUGCCCGUAUUUGCCGUGAUCUGAGCCAGAUCGGUGAAGCCGUGGCGAUUUCCUGCACCAAGGACGGCAUCAAGUUCUCCGCCAGCGGUGAUCUGGGGACAGGCAACAUCAAGCUGGCACAGAGUGCUAAUGUGGACAAGGAGGAGGAAGCAGUUACCAUCGAGAUGAAUGAGCCAGUUUCUCUGACUUUUGCCUUGCGUUACCUCAAUUUCUUCACCAAGGCUUCCCCCUUGUCGCCCUCCGUCACACUAUCCAUGUCUGCAGACGUCCCUCUGGUGGUAGAGUACAAGAUAGGAGACAUGGGACACAUCAAGUUCUUCCUUGCGCCCAAGAUCGAGGAGGAGGAUGCAACCGCCUAGACCUUUUCUGAGCUGAGAUUUUCAACGGUGUACAGACUUUGGAGAGAAACUUUUUGUUUUAGAUUUAUGUUAAUGUGUCCAGAUGAACUGUGUAUAUCUCACAUGUGACUCGUUAGAUACUAAAGAACUGUCAUCGAUAUGCCUUUCUGUUAAUACCAGUUACCAGUACAUUUUUUGUUUUGUUUUAAAGCAAACCACAGUAUAAUUGAUAUUGAAAUUUGGAGCAAAAUAAAUGGUGGAAGUUACAUUAAAUAUUGUUGUACAUUGCAUCACUUUCCAUAUUUCACUCCCUGUCCUAUGUUUUUCCAAAUAUAGUUAGUCUAUUGAGCGGGGUCACGUGGACCUAAUUCAAUUUUCAAGCUCAUUCUUUCAUUGACCAAGGUAUACUUAUAGUAGUCUUUUUGAAUGUGAUAAGCAACACUUCAACACAUAGGAUAGGAUAGUUCAGUGGAUUUUUUGGAAUGCAGGUUGUACAAGUCGUCUUGCCCUCACUUAAUAAGAUGAAAAUUUACUAUGAAUCUUGUCUCUGUACUCAGAUUUCUGUAGAAGGCAGGUGGAGCUGGGAUAUCUAUGAAUUUGUGUGGGUGAGUGGGUAAAUCUUGGUCAGCAACAUUUGUACACAAUUAAAGGAGUG